AAACAGAAUUCUGUCCGAAGUUUUGCCCACAUCCACGAAUCGGCAAUAAUUUCAUGUUUACACUGCCAAAAGAAUUCUCUCGGAUUUUAGAGAGUUGGACGGAUUGUUAACAAAAAUAUGGCUGAUCUGACACCAAACAAUGCUGAGCUAUCAGAGAAUAUUUUUGAUAUUAUUAAAAAUAUGGCUUUAGCUCAUGAAAUGGUCAUAUCAGACAACUUUAAAUUCAAUCAUAUUUCAGAGCAGCCUGAAGCUGCAAACAGUCUUGAAAAAACUGUUCAUGAUAUUGUACAUGCUGCAUUCUGGGAUAUCUUACAGAGUGAAGUUUUAAGCGAACCUCCAAAGUAUGAGAAAGCAUUUAUGUUGCUUAUGGAAAUGAAACAGAUGAUUUUAGAGUUAGUACCGUCUAAACAGAGUUCAUUGCUUCAAGAAAUACAAGAAACCCUGGAUCAAGAGUUGAUAUUUCAGCAAAUUGCAAACAACGCAUUUGAUAUAGUUAGUCUUGGGAAUUUUGUUUUAGAAACUUUAUCUAAAUUGUGUGCCCCUGUUCGAGAUGAUGAUAUUAAAAAACUUAGAAACACACAGGAAAUUAUUCCAUUAUUACGAGGUAUACUAGAACUUCUUAACUUGAUGAAAAUAGAUCUUGCCAAUUAUCAGCUUAAAGCGUUAAAACCAGUUCUUAUACAGGAAGCAGUUAGUUAUGAACGAGAAAAGUUUGAAGAGUAUAUGAAAGUAAAUCCAGAAGGACUAACAAUGACAAAACUGUGGUUAUUAGAAACUUUACAAAACCUUGCAAAGAAAGUAAAUGUUCAAGAACUAGAUUGUGAAAUGGUAACCAUAAAUGCGUUUCUUUCACUUAUGGAGUUUAAGGAAGAAAUGAUAUACCCUGAGACUUUACUAUUAGACGAGUGUCGUCUGCAGGCGCUUGCUGAUUCAUUUGAUAAAUUAUCAUUUAUUUCUGCGAUAAUGACCUUAUAUGUAAACUUUAUAGGUGCUGGUGAAGAUUUAAAACUUCUUGAUAAAAUUAAAGAAGAAAUUUUGAUUAUAUUUGGAAAUAAUGAAAGAACCACUUCUCUGUUGGAAAAUGUUUAUCAUCACCUUAUUUUUUCACUUGAUAAACUUAGGACUGAUAGAGGUCUUCAGCCAAAGGGAGACACGAGUAUAUUACUUGGCCAAAUAAAAAAUUUAGCAAAUAAAGACGACUCAUUUCGGAAACUGAUAAUAUCUCGUUUCCGUGAUUUCGUUUUAUUAACAUUUUCGGGAAAUGUUAUACCUUCAAUCAGUGGUUGUUUACAUUGGGUGCAAACUGAAUUGAAAAUGACAACAGAAAGUUUUGUACGAAUUUGUAAACACAAUAAAAAUGUUCACCAGGAGCGAUAUAAUAAAGUUAUUGACAUAGCUUUAAACGAUUUACGACGGUCGUCAGUAAUGUAAUUAAACAAUUUAUGACGGCCCUCUAAUAUAAUUCUUAAUUUUUUCGUGGGUGAUUGUAAAGUUUCCUUAUCAUUUUCGAGUUUCUUUGUUAUACCAAGUCUACUUAUCUUUCAAUAUUUUUUUUAAAACUGUUUAAAAGUGUAAAUAGGAAAGUAUUUAUUUGAAAUAUUGUUCAUAGUUUUAUCUCGUCGAUUAAAAUACAUAUUUUACAUAGUUUUUGAGCUUUCUACUUGAAAAUUAAAAAAAAAAAGUAAAAAUUCAAAAGCAAUUUCAAAUUAUCAUUAAAAAAUGUCUGUUUUUAAAGAACUUUUUUUAUCAACCUCAGGAAUCAUGUCAGUUUGAUAUGUCCUUCUUUCUUUUUUGCUAUUUUUUUUUUAGAUAAAACUUUCUCAUCAGUUUUGAGAAUCACCUAAUUUUAUUCGUAUAUUUAUAGAAUUAUUACUAUCAUUUAUAAUUUAUUAAAGUAUCUUAUAUACAGUUUAAUAAAUUUUUUAUUUUUUAUUAAUACUAAAAGUUAUGCAUAUUGAAAUAUAAUUUGCUUAAUAUUAAAUAUUGAAAUAGAAAUAGAAUAAACUUUGUUGUAAA
Molecule: messenger RNA, 2016 nt
Organism: Hydra vulgaris (swiftwater hydra)
Lineage: Eukaryota; Metazoa; Cnidaria; Hydrozoa; Anthoathecata; Hydridae
Product: T-complex protein 11-like protein 2
Biological process (GO): signal transduction
Source: RefSeq, a predicted model, not a curated record